AGCCAGAGGAACAGGGAAAGAUCCACAUAAGGGCACGGGGGUGGAGUCAGUAGUGGGAAUGUCCUGGUAUAAAAAGCGGCUCUGUCAAUGAAAACACUCAGACACUGAAAACACUGAGCCACACUUUGAGUUUACUGAACCAGAACCAGAACCAGAAGCAUGCUGCUGCAGCCAGUCUGGAACUUUCUGCUGGCACACUCGUCUGUCCAGCGCUCCCCCUUCUUCCCGGUGUUCUUCUCCUUGUCCGUGUACCUCAUCUUCUGUUUGCCCUUUCUUCUGCUGGACCUGCUCUCCCUCAGGUGGACCCUGGUGCGCAGGUACAAGUUGCAGUCUCAGAGCUCCAUCAGCUGGGCCUCGGUGCGGAGCUGUCUGGCUCUGACCCUCUACAACCACCUGCUCUUCAUCUUUCCACUCACUGUCCUCAACUGGUACCUGCGGCCGGUGCAGCUGCCACAGGAGGCUCCACCUCUGCAUCACCUGCUGGCUCAGGUGCUGGUCUGCCUGCUCCUGUUCGAUUUCCAGAGCUUCGUCUGGCACCUGCUGCACCACAGGGUGCCCUGGCUGUACCGCACUUUUCACAAGCUGCACCACACCUACACCUCCACCUCAGCCCUAACCGCAGAAUACUCUGGGGCCUGGGAGACCCUGAGUUUGGGCCUUUUUGCUGCCGCCAACCCCAUGUUGCUGGGCUGCCAUCCCCUCACAGAGAUGGUUUUCUUCAUCGUGAACAUCUGGCUGUCAGUGGAGGACCACUGUGGCUAUGACCUGCCCUGGGCCACGCACCGUCUCAUCCCCUUUGGACUGUAUGGCGGUGCACGCCACCAUGACCUCCACCACCUCAAGUCCAAAUGCAACUUUGCCCCCUACUUCACACACUGGGAUCGUUUGGCCGGGACACUUUACACGGGGGACUGAAGGGACUAACUCUUUCUGAACGUACUUCAGCUCAGACUGUAGCAGGUCUAUGAACGUCCUGAUGGAGACGUUCAGAGACCAGUCAGAGACUUUGUUAAGCUGUGGACAUAUGGGCCAGUGAAAAAAAACAUCUGAUUUUUAUUUCAGUAUUUAAAUUUAUGGAUAUAUUUAUUAUCUGUUGAUGUUUUGAGCCAGGUUCAAAGCUUCCAGGAGUCUGUGUCAUUAUUUAUAAAGAGAACCUUCAGGACCUGCAGUCAGAAGAAAGCACUGAUCUGUCCUUUGGUUCUUUAAAGACUUUCAUUAAGGUUGAUCUUUAAACAGUCAGAAAAUGUUCAUGUUGAACGGUUUAACCUGUGUAUCUUGUUUAGUUUUAUAAACAUCUCAUAAGGUUUCUGAGGAACAAUGAAGGAACAAAAAGAAGGUGCUGGGGAGGAGGAUGAGGAAGAAUGAGAAAUGCUUUGUAGUUAUUUAUUUUAGGUAUUUAUCGGAGAGAAAAUAAAGUGUUUGAAGGAGAAUGUGUAAUCCCAUGUACAAGAUGUGAAUGAAAUAUUGCACAGAGAAUGGAAGCAUUUUUUGGUGGGACCAGAUUUGUUUCUAAACCUAGUAUAUCCUUUGGAAUCUGAAUGGUUUACUUGACCAGCUGCUUUUCCAAAUAAAAUCUUGAAAAAUGUA
Fundulus heteroclitus (mummichog) is the source of this 1587-nucleotide messenger RNA. RefSeq names its product cholesterol 25-hydroxylase (gene ch25h). The transcript has 2 exons. Gene Ontology annotation, molecular function: iron ion binding; C-4 methylsterol oxidase activity; steroid hydroxylase activity. The record is from RefSeq and is a predicted model, not a curated record. Bases 160 to 915 code for a protein of 251 amino acids. Gene Ontology annotation, biological process: cholesterol metabolic process; sterol biosynthetic process. Lineage: Eukaryota; Metazoa; Chordata; Actinopteri; Cyprinodontiformes; Fundulidae.